This is a messenger RNA of Salvelinus fontinalis (brook trout), 5854 nucleotides long. RefSeq names its product E3 ubiquitin-protein ligase CHFR-like. NCBI's taxonomy places the organism in Eukaryota, Metazoa, Chordata, Actinopteri, Salmoniformes, Salmonidae. The coding region runs from base 185 to 2209 and encodes 674 amino acids. Gene Ontology annotation, cellular component: nucleus. The record is from RefSeq and is a predicted model, not a curated record. The transcript has 18 exons. Gene Ontology annotation, molecular function: ubiquitin-protein transferase activity; protein binding. Gene Ontology annotation, biological process: mitotic cell cycle checkpoint signaling; ubiquitin-dependent protein catabolic process; protein ubiquitination.
CGCCCCUCCUCCAUCAGCUGAUGCUUGUAAAUACGUUCGGUUGCCAGGAAGUAAACCAGUGUGCGUGCCAAGAUGGAAAAUGAAGGGACAAAACAUCUUCAAGCUAAAAUAAUCGCGCUUUUGAGGGUAUAGUAAAUCUAUUUUCAAGUUAUAGCUAGAAAACUGGAACGUAUCAGCUUUGGACAUGGAUAUUCAUGGAAGAAGUCAACCAUGGGGGAAGUUAGUAAAAGUGGACACUGAAUCGGAAGUAUUGCUUGUCAACAGGGAAUGCACUGUCGGGCGAAGAAAAGGCUGUGACCUUUCCUUUCCUGCUAGCAAACUGGUCUCAGGGGAUCACUGUAAGAUAGUCCAGGAUGAGAGAUCAGGGUUGGUGUGGCUAGAGGACAUGAGCACCAAUGGUACAGUGAUUAACAUGUCAAAGCUGGUGAAAAAGCAGAUUCAUAUGCUGCAGAAUGGAGAUGUCAUCUACUUUGUGUACAGGAAAAACCAGCCAGAACUAAAUAUUGCCUACAUAUAUCAGUCCAUAAAACCAGAGAGGACAUUCUCACAAGACUCAAUUGGCGACGCCACCAAAUGCUCAGAUAUGCAGCAGAAAGCCCAACGCUGCCCUGUUCCAGCAGCAGUGUCUGUGGAGCCAUUCCUGGUUGGACCUCCAUGGGAACAGCAGGCCCUAGAGGAGCCCCAGCCCUCCACCUCCUCCUCCCACCUCCUCCACACGUUCUUACCCUCCACAGCAUGUUCCUCUGCAGCCUCCCUCCUGCACUCCUCUGCCUCAGGUUCCAAGGGUCCUAAAUGUGCUGCAUCCUCUGUAGGCAAGGCUGAAGAGCCCAACUCUAACUUCCACUGCUCAACAGACGUGCGACAGACUGAAGCCCAGAGCAGAGUCUCAAUGCUGGAUAAGGAAGAGGGGGACAUGGAGCCAGAGAGAAAGAGGAGGAAAACUGAUGGUGCUGAUAAGAACUAUGAUUUUGGACUGCCACAUACUUCCAGUAUUGAGGUGGUGGGCCCGGGCCCAGCUAAGGGAACUCUUAUCGUGGAUCUAUUGGGAAAAGCUGCCGUGACUGUGGAAGGAGCCACGACUGACAAAAUGGAGGAGUCCCUCACCUGUAUCAUCUGUCAGGACCUACUUCAUGACUGUGUCAGCCUGCAGCCCUGUAUGCACACCUUCUGUGCUGCGUGUUACUCUGGCUGGAUGGAGCGCUCGUCUCUCUGCCCCACCUGUCGCUGCCCCGUAGAGAGGAUCCGCAAGAACCACAUCCUCAACAACCUGGUGGAGGCCUACCUUAUCCAAAACCCAGAGAAGUGUCGCAGUGAGGAGGACCUGAAGAGCAUGGACAGCCACAACAAGAUAACUCGGGACAUGCUGCAGCCAAAGAUUGAGCGUACCUUCUCUGAUGAAGAGGGCAGCUCUGAUUAUCUCUUUGAGCUCUCUGACAAUGACAGUGACACCUCCGAUAUCAGCCAGCCCUUUGUGAUGUGCAGACAGUGUCCAGGCUACAGGAAGGAGGUUAGCCAGGUACUGUGGGCUAUAGGGCCAGCUCCUCUAGGACCAGCUCCACCAACUCCUGAGGACAGGGCUGGGAAACCCCUUGGAGAGAGGCCAUCAACAUCAUCAACACGCUCUGACUUCCCCACUACAGCUACUCGGGAGUACACGUGUUCUCCUCAGGGCAGCCAUGUCAUCUGCACAUGCUGCCUGCAGCCCAUGCCAGACCGCCGCGCCGAACUCUCCGCUCAGCAAUGUGUGGCGUGCCAACGGCCCUUCUGCCACAUGUACUGGGGCUGCCAGAGGAUCGGCUGUCAAGGCUGCCUAGCACGUUUCAAUGAACUCAACCUUACAGACAAAUGUCUGGACGGUGUUCUGAACAGCAAUAACUAUGAGUCAGAGAUCCUCCAGAAUUACUUGGCAGCCAGAGGGAUGUCGUGGAGGGACAUGCUACAGGAGGGUCUUCGGGGCCUGCAACAGGGAACCUUCUAUCUCUCUGAUUAUCGCAUCAACAGUAACGCCAUAAUGUGUUUCUGCUGUGGCCUGCGUGCCUUCAAGGAGCUGGCCUACAAAUACAGACAGAACAUCCCUGUCUCGGAGCUCCCAGCUGCUGUGACGUCUCGGCCUGACUGUUAUUGGGGUCGCAACUGCCGGACUCAAGUAAAGGCACACCACGCCACGAAAUUCAACCACAUAUGUGAGCAGACGCGUUUCAAGAGCUGAAGAGCCUUGUGGGUGACUUCCUCUCCAAUCACUGGAGCAAAGACUGACUUCCAAGGAUCUCCUGUAUUACUCUCUGUCUCUAUACAAAGUGGUCCUUUUUUUUCCUCCCUCCCUUAUUAAGCAGCUCUUUGCCCUGAGGAAAAUUGUCUCUUAGUAGUAACUUGUAGUUCUCUCACAGACUCUAUAGACUUUCUAUUUGAUUAAAUGCAGAAAUUACAAUCAAACUCUUUUUGAUAAGACUGGCUAGGUAAUGAUUAGCCCAGUCUUAUAGGCAUAGUAAGGGUGAGUGAUAAUACUAUGGACUAAUAUCUUAUGGGGAAUAUGAUCGUCACCCUUCAUUGCAGUAUCAUGACCUUUUGGGUACAUGAUCAUAUGACUAGUUUGAGGGAUACAAUUUUUAAAAAAUACACUGAGAACAGUUGGCAAUACGUGUACUGUUACACACAGGAUGAAGUGGCAUCUUUUGUGACGGUAGCUUUGAAGGCAUAUAUUGAUAUUAGUAAGCUGUUGACACUUUCUAUUUCCGUGUGCCUGAGUAGUUGGCACCAAAAAAAGGAUGAAUUGAUUUAGUUUCUCUCAACUUGUGGUGUAGUGCUUUAGAUAUCUUGGAGAAUUCUGUAUUUUAAUUAGAAUCUAGAGCUUCCUACUUUUGUGAAAAUACAGCAGCAAAUGGUGUUCUAAAUAGUAUUCAUAUGUUGGAACCUUCCCCCAAACCUACUAGGGAGAAUCACAGCUAUGUUGUCUAAAGACUUCUAUGCAUAUAUAGACAUUGAGGCUUCUUGUGGUUUUUAUAUCUCACACACACACACACAAGAGAAAGUAUGUGAACCCUUGUAAAUACCUGGAUUUCUGCAUAAAUUGGUCUGAUCUUUAUCUAGGUCACAACAAUAGACAAACGCAGUCUGCUUAAACUAACACACAAGCAAUUAUACAUUGUCUUUAUUGAACACACCGUGUAAACAUUCACAGUGCAGGGUGGGAAAAGUAUUCCAACCCUUGGAUUAAUAACUGGUUGACCCUCCUUUGGCAGCAAUAACCUCAACCUAACGUUUUCUGUAGUUGCGGAUCAGACCUGCACAACGGUCAGGAGGAAUAUUGGACCAUUCCUCUUUGCAAAACUGUUUCAGUUCAGCAAUAUUCUUGGGAUGUCUGGUGUGAACUGCUCUCUUGAGGUCAUGCCACAGCAUCUCAAUCGGGUUGAGGUCAGGACUCUGACUGGGCCACUCCAGAAGGUGUAUUUUCUUCUUUUGAAGCCAUUGUUGUUAAUUUACUUCUGUGUUUUGGGUCGUUGUCCUGUUGCAUCACCCAAUAGCCUAAUAUUCUCCAGCAAAAUGUCUUGAUGAACUUGGGAAUGAAUUUUUUCGCCAAUGAUAGCAAGCUGUCCAGGCCUUGAGGCAGCAAAGCAACCCCAAACCAUGAUGCUCCCUCCACCCUACUUUACAGUGGGUAUGAGGUUUUGAUGUUGGUGUGCUGUGCCUUUCUCCUCACAUAGUGUUGUGUUCCAAACAACUCCACUUCAGUUUCAUCUGUCCACAGAAUAUUUUGCCAGUAGCGCUGUGGAACAUCCAAGUGCACUUUGGCAAACUUCAGACGUGCAGCAAUGUUUUUUUUGUUUUGUUUGGACAGCAGUGGCUUCUUCCGUGGUGUCCUCCCAUGAACACUAUUCUUGUUUAGUGUUUUACAUAUCGUAGACUCGUCAACAGAAGUUAGCAUGUUCCAGAGAUUUCUGUAAGUCUUUAGCUGACACUAGGAUUCUUCUUAACCUCAUUGCAAGAGCACAGCGCAGAAUGCUCAAUCAUCUUUGCAGGAUGGCCACUCCUAGGGAGAGUAGCAACAGUGCUGAACUUUCUCCAUUUUAUAGAUAAUUUGUCUUACUAUGGACUGAUGAACAUCAAGGCUUUUAGAGAUACAUUUGUAACCCUUUCCAGCUUUAUGCAAGUCAACCAUUCUUAAUCUUAGGUCUUCUGAGAUGUCUUUUGUUCGAGGCAUGGUUCACAUCAGGCAAUUCUUCUUGUGAAUAACAAACUCAAAUUGUGAGUGUUUUAAUAGGGCAAGGCAGCGCCAACCAACAUCUCCAAUCUCGUGUCAUUGAUUGGACUCCAAGGUUAGCGGACUCCAAUUAGAUUUUGGAGAAGUCAUUAGCCUUGGGAUUCACAUACUUUUUCCAGCCUACACUGUAAAUGUUUAAAUGAUGUAUUCAAUAUAGACAAGAAAAAUACAAUUUGUGUGUUAUUAGUUUAAGCACACUGUUUGUCUAUUGAGACUUAGAUGAAGAUCAGAUCCAAUUUGAUGACCAAUUUAUGCAGAAAUCCAGGUUAUUCCAAAGGGUUCACAUACUUUUUCUUGCCACUGAAUGGAUGACAAAGAUAUUCAGUGGCACCAUUUUGAAUUCAGACAGCUCCCACAUGUUAAUAAGACUGUUAACUGGAAAGACAAUGCAAUUUGUGUUUAUUGGAAAAAGGGAGGUUAUACUUAGUUUUGAGAAGGGGAUUUCUGCUGGGUUUCUUUGGAUUUCCCAACAAGGGCAAAAAGCCAUGUACAAGCUAAGCAUAAUAGGGCUGAGUGAAAAUCCAUGGGAUAGUUAGUUGUAUAGGAUUUCAGUUCUUCAGGCGGGGAUAAUGAGGGUUAUGUGUUGAAAUGUUGUUUUAUCUGAGGCUGGGAAAGGCAGGGGUGUUCAGUUAUAUGCUUUGCUGGGGAUAAACAACGUAAAGCAGAUUUUCUUAUUUAAACUAUUUUUUUUAAAGUAGUGUAUUAGAAGCUUUCUCAGCUCUGAACUAGUACUAACGGCCAAUGCAGUUUUUUUUGUUAGAAUGCACAAUGGUUUGCUAGACUAGAGGGUUUGGGGGGGUUAUAAUUGUUCCUCCUUUUUUGCAUUAUGUUAGGUUAGUGGUGUUGGCUAAACAUGUUGAUUUAAGCCAACAACUUGCUCAUACUGGGUGUAUCAUACUUGUUAGUAAGGAAUACUAUUCUGUAUUGUUUUGCAAGCCCAAUUUUGCAGAACCCCCCCCCCCCCCCCCAACGUUUUCAGGAAUUAAUAUGUUAAACUUGACAGUAUUCUGCUUUGUAUUCUAGUUCAUACGAUGAGGACAUGUUUUUCAACAUAUGUUGCCGUAUUGAAGUGUAACCUUGGAGCAUUAUGUAUUUGUUUAUCAGAGUUUUUUUUUUUUUUUUUUUUUUGUGCUGUGUUUAUUGUUUUGGAGAAACGGAGGAACAAAUGCCAUGGUUUGGUCAGACCUCGUCAGUUAAACCUAAAUUGGUGCAAAUUUCCUGUUUUGAGGAAAUACUACAUUGCCGUUUGUUGUGGCAUUCUUGUCUGGCAGUGAAAACACUCUCACCAAGUUAGAAUUGAAAGUGUUGUAUUUACACAGUACUCACUUGUCUCUUACCAUUAUCUUUUGUAAAUGAGUGACCAAUCAUAUGAAAGUCAAAUCGGCCCAGUGUCUGCAGACCUUUUAGGCUAGCAAGAAUGGCCUGAUAUACUAUUUACUUAAUGUGCCCUUUAUAUAUUGAAAAAUAAGUUGUUAGUAGUGAAGUAGGGUACAGCAUUUUGGGGGGAGGGUUGGGGGUAUGCAACUCAUUACGUUCUGAUGCAAUUUAAAGUGAAAAAAUUUACUUUGCAUGAAAUGAAGAGGUUAUUCACUUUGA